Messenger RNA from Amoebophrya sp. A120, 792 nucleotides. The record is from the annotation of a GenBank genome assembly. Lineage: Eukaryota; Dinophyceae; Syndiniales; Amoebophryaceae.
AUGGGUCUGUCGAUCAGCUCCGUGGCGGUGACGGCGGCGCCAACGAUCGUGGAAGUGGUGGACGGCACGCCGACUGGCACGGUUGCGCCGGUUAGCAACACCACCGAAACGGUUUCGUCGGCGACUCCGUCAAGCUCGGACGAGGACGACAGCGACACUGUCGUGGUAAUCGUUUGCGUUUUGGCCGGUCUUGCGAUCCUCGUCGGCAUGAUCUGGGUAGGCUACACGAAAAUUUACACGACCACCAUCUCGCGAAUCAGUUUGCCGCAAGCGCUGCCGCGGCUGUCUUUACGACUGUUCGGAACUGCUGCUGCAGCAGCGAACGAGAAAAAGGGUAGGCAUGAUGACGGGCGAGGAAAGAAGGUCAGAAGCGAAGGAGAACAGCAGGCCGACGAUUUUUUCGACGCGGAGGCCGCUUCCGACGUGGAUCACAGCGCCAUACAACUCAUGGAUGGCCGCGCGGGCGGCAUGGACAGGCAAGAUCCUCGGAAACGUUUUGGCUCCACAUUGGCAGUGCCUGGUGCAUCAAAUGAAGAAGACGUGUUCGCGACCCCGCGCGCCGAUGAGGAGGACGAAACUGAAACGAACCGGCCGGCACCAGUUUCUUCCUCCAUGGCUGCAGCGAAAAAGACCGACAGCGCGGCUUCGGUACUGGGACCGCCAGGUCGAGGCUUGGAGAAGAAGCCAGGCACUCCGGCUGCGGAAGUUCCUUGGCGCAGCCGUUUGCGAGCACAGCUGUCACGCGAUCACGCUGACAUCGAGCUCGAGAACCUCGAUGAAGACUUUCCUUGA